UAAGAGGAGUAAUAAUGCUAUUUUUUCACGAAAACUCCUCCUGUGUUACUGAAGUAAGAUAACAUCAUCUUACAGGGCUUUCGCUGGAAUAAUGCACACUAUCAAGAAUCUAGUGUAUUACAUUCUACACACUCCAUUCUAUACAUAAACCUGGAUUUUUCACAUAAUAAAGUGCUUUGACACAGCAUACUGCAUUCUGCCUAUAAAUGUCCAAUGAACUCUUAGAUGGAUAUGUUGUUUUUCAUCUCUUAUUCUAACUUUUUUUCCAGGAUUCCUUAGUUUCUAAAUUAGCAGGCACAACAGACCUCGCUUGUUAGCUAGGUUAGCUCCCAGUGUGCUAGCUAGGAGCUGUACUUAUAGUGAGAAACUGCUUUGCUAGGAACAUUUAAUUCUGUAAAAAAGGUAAAAUGGUAAAAAAGUUCCACAUUUGAUUUGCAAAUCAUCUUUAUCUCUCCAGUCUUAAUUUUCCCUGUUAUCUGGUGUAAGAUUUGUUUUGUUGUCUGUGUCUCUUACAUGACAGUGUAACCUAUAAAAUUUUGCAACUCUCCAACUAUAUUUGCUAAGCAUGUUUGUUGAAUCAAAGUUCUGAGGCAGCUUGAACUCUUGAUGAAUGGAAUUUGAUUUUGAGAGCAGAGAUGCAUUUUAAAAUUACAACUGUUGGCAUAAAAUUGCCUGUCUAAUCUGAGGAUCCUUGAAUAGAAAAACAUUAUGUCGGCAGGAAACAUAUUGGCAAGGUGGCUGGUGCUGGAGAGAAUGACAACAGACUGUUUACAUGCCCUAAUCUGAAAGGUUUGCUCCAAGGAAGUGUGUCAUUACUAGAAUCUGCACCCUGAAACUACCUGUUUCUAUAAUGGGAUUAGUCUUAAUGUGGUAAAGGCUGUGUGCCUGUUAGCCCAUUAGAAUUCCUCACACAAAUGAUCACAAAUCUGAGCUUGUGUUCAGGUAAAGAAUAAUUACUGUUAAUUUAUUGCUUUGUUAUUCAUACUCAUAGGAUGUUUUUUCCAGGUAGGUGAUCUGUUACUAUGUGGCAGGAAAUCAGUUGCUCUAGUUUUAACUGCACUUCUCUAAGAGGAUAUUUAUCACUCGGUAAUAAUGUAGAAGAACAGGUACUGAAGGAAGACAUGCAAAAAAGAGGAUGCCUGUGGUUUGGACGGCAAAAUGAAGCUUGAGAGACGAGUUUUCUCUUUGUUAAUCAGCAUUCUGUCUACGGCUUGUCACAGUUUGCCUGAAAGAUUCCUGGGAGAGCCACCUCAAAACCUACAAAUGAAAUCUUACAAUUUUCAGCACAUUUUGUCCUGGCAGGCAAAAAGUGAUCCAACUAUGCCAACAUACUAUCGUGUGCUGUACACUGACCGCAGGAACUGGAAGACUGCUAAACAAUGCUCAAAUAUUACGCAACUCUCCUGUAAUCUGACAGAUGAUUUAAAACAGGUGAACACUCAGUAUUCUGCAUUGGUUCAGAGCUUUGUAGGAAAUGAAAAAUUCAAUUCUUCUGUACUUCAUUUUAUGCCAGUUAGUGACACAUUCCUGGGACCACCAGAAGUUAAUGUCAGUUCCUGUAUAAACUGCAUAAAUGUCACCAUAAAGCUGCCAACCUCUCAUUUAAGAAAAAAUGAAAAGCUACUGUCUUUAAUUGAUAUAUAUGAAGAGCUUGAUUAUUAUAUAACACUGAAAACACUUGAUGGAGAGCAUAAGAGGCCCCAUGAGAAAACCACUGAUGACGUUUUCAGUACUGUCAUUGAAGAAUUGUAUCCGAAUAGAAAUUACUGUGUGUCUGUUAUGGUCAUAUCAUCUGUAAACCAAAAUUCCAUCCCGUCAGCCUGGAAAUGUGUAGCUGCAGACUCUGUAGCUCAACAAGAUUAUUAUACGGUUGUUAUCAUAUGUGCUGUAUGUUUUUCACUGAUGUUAGCUGGUGCCCUGAAGUGUAUGCAUGCAGGAGGCUAUAUUCUUCAAAAUAAAUCACUUCCACGUACUUUGUUAUUCAUCAGGAGGUUACCCUAUCCACCUUGGACAUUUGAAUCUGAAAAGAUAGCCUCUAUAGAGAUAAUUUACAAAGAGGUUAAAAAAAGGACAAAUAAUUCCUGUGGUGGUGUCAGUGAUGAAGAUGAGAGUGAUGACAGUGAUGUCAUAAGUAAUCAUGACUAUACAAGGCGUGAUAUCUUAAACAGAGUACCUCAUUCCUCUGAAAUACCAGAUGCAUCUGUGCAGUACUCUACAAAUAGCAUGUGUGAUGACAGCAGCAGCCAGGCAAGUGAAAAUUCAGACACUGACCCAGAAGAUGUUGAAGAGCAGGAGCUGGACAUUGAGGAAGACAAAGACACAAGUCAUGAGUUACAUAAUCCUUUCCCUGAGGCUAAUUGUAACUAUUCUUCGAGGUCAAAGGACAGUGCUUGUUUUACCAUUAACUUAAAAACUGUGCUGUUGGGAACCUCUGAAGAGAAUGUGGAUAGUUCUGCAGCUCUUCUUUCUUCCCAAGAAGAUGCAUCUGAUUGGCAGUGUACUCUUGCUGUUGAAGCAAAACUUCUGGAUGACACAGAAAGUGUGCAGAAACCCCACUGUCAUAACAACUCUCAUGAGUGGCAAAGCUCUUCUGCUGAUGAUGAAAGUGACUCAUCAGAUUCAGAUAUGUACCAAAAAAAUGAAUACAUAAGAAGAUGAACAAUUAAAAACCACUAUUGUUUCAUGACA
Melopsittacus undulatus (budgerigar) is the source of this 2688-nucleotide messenger RNA. RefSeq names its product interferon alpha and beta receptor subunit 2 (gene IFNAR2). The coding region runs from base 1159 to 2658 and encodes 499 amino acids. The transcript has 8 exons. Gene Ontology annotation, cellular component: plasma membrane. Gene Ontology annotation, molecular function: protein binding; interleukin-22 receptor activity. Lineage: Eukaryota; Metazoa; Chordata; Aves; Psittaciformes; Psittaculidae. The record is from RefSeq and is a predicted model, not a curated record. Gene Ontology annotation, biological process: cytokine-mediated signaling pathway.